Malaya genurostris is the source of this 1488-nucleotide messenger RNA. Its product is annotated as protein FAM50 homolog. Gene Ontology annotation, cellular component: nucleus. Bases 400 to 1437 code for a protein of 345 amino acids. The record is from RefSeq and is a predicted model, not a curated record. Gene Ontology annotation, biological process: chromatin organization. Lineage: Eukaryota; Metazoa; Arthropoda; Insecta; Diptera; Culicidae. The transcript has 4 exons.
GUAUUCAUCCUUGACAGUUCAGCGGUACUGUUUACAAACAAGCUUAAACAAAAAUCGAAGAGCACAUCUAAAACAAUCAUCUUCACACUUUGCAACUAGUCACUUUUAUUUAAUAAAUAUCAAAAACGAACCGUAUUCAAUCGUGAACAAAUGUUUUAAAACUUUAUUUAGGCGAUACGGACCGUAAAUAGUCUGAUCCAAUUUGUCAAUAAACAAACAAAAGAAAUUUCUGUUUACAAACAGUACUGCUGGACUGUCAAAAAGUGUUCAUCCGAUUGAGGUUAGCAGUGACGGUAAAAAACCUAAUAAUUGCUAUAUCAACAAUCAGUGAGGUAUAAACACUACCAUAGAUAUAUUUUGAUUGCUCGUACAGAUCUGAGGAAAUAAUCAAAUUCAACAAUGGCUUAUUACAAAGGUGCUGCCAGUGAAGGCGGCCGUGCUAUGCAAUUGAUGAAAAAACGAGAGAUUGCACAGCAAGAGAUUGAAUUUCGUAAGAAAAAGAUUGAGGAAGAUUUAAAAGUUAGUAAUAUUGAGAACAAAUUCGCUACUCAUUAUGACGCCGUCGAACAACAACUUAAAACUUCGACUAUUGGUUUGGUAACCUUAGAUGAAAUGAAACAAAAGCAAGAAGAUAUCGUUCGGGAACGUGAGAAAAAACUAGCCCAGAAGAAGGAAGAAAAAGAUCGCGAAAAGUUGCGCGCUCUGGAGGCAAAACAAGCUGAAAAAGAUCGUCAGAAACGACAAAUUCAAGCUUUGUCAUUUAAUCCCAGCGAUGGCGAAGAUGAUGAAUUAGAAGAAAAUGAUGCGUUUGAUAUCAAGCCAAAGAAAUGGCAAACCGAGGAACGCAAUGAACAUAAAAUAAAAAAGAUAAGAAAGAAUCCUGAUGUCGAUACUUCAUUUCUCCCAGAUCGCGAACGUGAAGAAAUGGACAAUACGUUAAGAGAAGAGCUUCGUCAGGAAUGGGCAAUGAAGCAGGCUACGCUGAAAGAUCAAGAAAUAAUGAUCACUUUCAGUUAUUGGGAUGGAUCGGGGCAUCGAAAAUGUGUCACUAUGAAAAAAGGAAAUUCAAUAUACCAAUUCUUGCAAAAAUGUCUGGAAAUGCUUCGCAAAGAAUUUAGUGAGUUGAAAACUGUUAUGGCUGAUCAACUCAUGUAUGUUAAAGAAGAUUUGAUUCUUCCGCAUCAUUAUACUUUUUACGAUUUCAUAGUUACGAAAGCUCGUGGAAAAAGUGGCCCUUUAUUCAAUUUCGAUGUCAAAGACGACAUUCGGAUGAUUAGCGACGCAACUGUCGAAAAGGAAGAAUCUCACGCAGGAAAAGUCCUUUUGCGUUCUUGGUAUGAAAGAAAUAAACAUAUUUUUCCUGCUUCUCGAUGGGAACCAUACGACCCAGCAAAAAUUUACGAUAAAUAUACGAUUAAGGAUAAAUGUAAAAAAUAAUUUCGUAUAAUUAAGCUUCCGUAAUCUUUUAAAUAAAUAUUGUACAACAAA